Molecule: messenger RNA, 981 nt
Organism: Cajanus cajan (pigeon pea)
Lineage: Eukaryota; Viridiplantae; Streptophyta; Magnoliopsida; Fabales; Fabaceae
Source: RefSeq, a predicted model, not a curated record
GUCGAUUCCAAUCCGACCGUCACAAUUGUCCGCCUAAAACUCGAGCGUUUCGCGCUUUCAGAAACAAGUAUCCGAACUCAAACUUUCUCUUCUGAGCGUUUCGUUCGCAAAGUAAAUAUCCUCUGAGAAGUGUUUUCCCUGCAAUCCGAAAAUAUACGCUCGUCUUUCUCAAUCAAUCAUCCAUCACGCUCUAGCGAGAGGUUAUUUUUUAACCCUAACAACAAAAUGUUUACCCGAAACCGACGCUUCCUGUCCUCUCCCGAGAAGAGGUCUUCCGUUUCGGAAAAUUCAAGCAAGAAGAAGGUUACUGCGGUGAAGGAUCAGACGGCAAAGAAGCGUCCCGCUCUCGCCGAUGUAUCCAAUAACAGAAGGGCCUCUUUCUCUAAGCCCAUGGUUCCAUGUGUGUCCAAAACUGCCAAGACAAAGAAGGCUGGUUUGCAGAAGAGAGGCACUUUGCAAGCCCCAUUGAGUGAAAAAUCAAGUCGACUGGUACUUUCCAAAGAGGCACAUUCGACCAAAAGUGGUGAAUCCAAGGAUGGAGUUGAAUCCUUCGUUGCCCCAUUCAUUGAUAAAGUGGUUUGUGCUCCGGGGUGGACGGACAUUUCUCCAAGUAAAUCCUUUGGCGGCUCUGUUUCACAAAGUGAGAGCAUGUCAACCAGGGAUUCCUUAAGUUUGGAAUUUGAAUAUGAUAAUGUCAUAUCCACCAGAUCAAUUGAGAAUAGGACAUUUAACAUUCUCAAUAUUUCAGAGUCUUCAAAAAUAGCAGGGAGAAUAUGUGGUAGUGAUAUUGAUACCAUCCCGAAGAUAGAAGCAAAUGGAGUUGUGGAUAUUGACUACAGCAUCAAGGACCCACAAUUCUGUGCAUCCAUUGUCCAUGAAAUCUAUGAAUAUUUGCGUGCAUCAGAGGUGAUUUUUGUGCGUAUUGAGGGAGUUCAGAACGGGCCGUUCCGGUAUUGGUACAGGCCGUUCUGGCUAAUCUGA